Molecule: messenger RNA, 822 nt
Organism: Homo sapiens (human)
Lineage: Eukaryota; Metazoa; Chordata; Mammalia; Primates; Hominidae
Gene: CRCT1
Product: cysteine rich C-terminal 1
Exons: 2
Coding region: 198-497 (99 amino acids)
Source: RefSeq, a predicted model, not a curated record
AAUCCACUGCCUAGCAGGUGGCCCAUUCCAGUUGGAGAACGUAGUGAGUCUUUCAGUGGAGCCAGGGUCUGGCCAGGCUGACUUGUACACUAAGCCGAAUCUCAAAAGCCCAGACAGAGUUCCAUUGGUGGAAAGAAAAAGCCGGCUCGCCUUUGAAAGGCUGCCUUUCUUCCAGGUUUGUCGUGAGGAGCUCCGCGAUGUCCUCUCAACAGAGCGCCGUUUCCGCCAAAGGCUUUUCCAAGGGGUCGUCCCAGGGCCCCGCUCCGUGUCCCGCCCCGGCGCCCACCCCGGCGCCCGCCUCCUCCUCCUCCUGCUGCGGCUCCGGCAGGGGCUGCUGCGGCGACUCAGGCUGCUGCGGCUCCAGCUCCACCAGUUGCUGCUGCUUCCCAAGGAGACGCCGCCGACAGCGGAGUAGUGGUUGCUGCUGCUGCGGGGGCGGCAGCCAGAGGUCCCAGCGCUCCAACAACCGGAGCUCAGGAUGCUGCUCCGGCUGCUGAGAGGCCCGCAACCCCCAGCGCUGCGCUAGAGAAACCCGCCCAGCCCAGAGCGGGCCCGCCCCGCUGCGGCUCCCACGCGGGGCUGGGCCUCGGAGUUUGCCCCGUAAAGCGAAUUGCACUUUGAUGUUCAGAAACCCACUUUGUUCUCAGCCACGCAAAACUCCCUGACCCCGAUGUGAUUUUUCUCCCCGGGGAUUCGAGAGCCAUGCGUGGGACACUGGACCCUACUGUCUACACGGGCUUGCACACAGCAGGUGCUCAGCAAAUGUCUAUUGAUUUGAUUGUCUUUUGAAGAUGUCAUAAUAAAGCUUCUACCUCCUGAGAA